AUGGGAUCCACCAGUAAAGCAAAGGAGCGUCUCACACGUACGAACGAACGGCUGUUGAAACAGAUGUACUCAACCCCGCACCUGGCAGAGUUACACAAUAUCAUUUUGGCGGAGAUAACCAUGGACUCGACUGUCUCCAGCUACGAAAGGCGCGAUAUGUGGCAGAGCGAUGUGUUGCAGAGACAGGUCGUCAAGUAUUGGUUUCUGGACUCGGCAGGGACGACUGGCGGUGAGUAUGCAAUCUCUUCGGUCAAUUUUGACUCAGAUACCACCAAUCGUGGCCCAUCGACAGAAGAUAGCGAGACACGCAUUCCAGUCGAAGAUUAG
This is a messenger RNA of Endocarpon pusillum Z07020, 327 nucleotides long. RefSeq lists its product as uncharacterized. NCBI's taxonomy places the organism in Eukaryota, Fungi, Ascomycota, Eurotiomycetes, Verrucariales, Verrucariaceae. The transcript has a single exon. Bases 1 to 327 code for a protein of 108 amino acids. The record is from RefSeq and is a predicted model, not a curated record.